This is a messenger RNA of Miscanthus lutarioriparius, 690 nucleotides long. Lineage: Eukaryota; Viridiplantae; Streptophyta; Magnoliopsida; Poales; Poaceae. The record is from the annotation of a GenBank genome assembly.
AUGCCCGUCUCGGCCUCUCCUCCUGCCCAGCCCGCGGCACCGCCCCCUCCUCCUCCUCCCGCUGCUCCUGCCCCUCCGGAGGAGACGGAGGCGACUGCCGGUUCACCUUCGAGGGCUUCAGCAGUGGGGACGGUGAACUGGGGAACGGCCACGCUCGUUGGGGUCUUCGCUGGGCUGCUAUACGGCGGGAGCAGGGAGGCCUCCGCCUCCAUCAGUAAGGAUGCUGAGGUGAUGCUGAAGAUGGGAAGCACCACUGACAAGCGUGAACAGUAUAGAUUGAUGAGAGAUGCCAUGGAGAAAAGGUUCAUCCGGGUUGCCAAAGGUUCACUAGUCGGGGGUGUUCGGCUAGGGAUGUUUACUGCGAAUUUCUUUGGCAUACAGAACCUUCUUAUCGAUACUCGUGGAGUUCAUGAUGUAUUCAACAUUGCUGCAGCUGGCUCUGCUACUGCAGCUGCUUUUGGGCUUAUAUUGCCAGGGUCAAUGAUGUGGCGUGCAAGGAAUGUAUUGGUGGGAUCUGCUCUUGGUGCUGGCAUCUGCUAUCCACUUGGUUGGGUACAGUUGAAGCUGGCAGAAAAGGCCAACUUGGAGAUUGCAAUUUCAAAACCAUCAGCCGAUUUGACAGAGGGAAAGGGAAAUAAAACCCGUGUGGGUGCUGCUAUCGAACGACUUGAGGGUAGUCUGAAGAAGUGA